Messenger RNA from Trichoplusia ni (cabbage looper), 2130 nucleotides. RefSeq lists its product as uncharacterized. The record is from RefSeq and is a predicted model, not a curated record. Bases 362 to 1948 code for a protein of 528 amino acids. The transcript is spliced from 6 exons. NCBI's taxonomy places the organism in Eukaryota, Metazoa, Arthropoda, Insecta, Lepidoptera, Noctuidae. Gene Ontology annotation, molecular function: protein binding.
GCCGCCGCAUCCGCGAGAUGCUGCACAGCACUCUGCACAUGCACCAGCGGCCCGGCACACUGUGCUCGUGUCAGUUCACGCCAGCCCCGGUUGUAUUAUUAAUCCCUCUCGCACACUGGUACGAUGUACGGGGUGCUGGUGUUGGUGUAAGGUUGUUAGACGUUGUCACCGGCAACGGUAGUCCGAUACACAGCACGCGGCUGCACAGCGACCUGACGUGUUCAAUAACCUGCACUCGACGAAUUUGUUAAAUCAUUUACACUACAUCAAGUGUUUUAAAAAUCAUGGACCCCAUCACCGCAUGUUUGCAGUAAAGUUCAUUGUAAGCAAAGUGUAAUGACAAGCAAGCCCUACAUAAAACAUGACAUUGUCCGAAGCUUUCGAUGACCCGUCAACCGCUAUAGACAGCAUUGAAAGUUCAGUCAAUUUAAACUCUUUGUACUGUUCCCAUCUAUGGGCCAAUAGUAAUCUACGAAGUGCAAUUAUUACAGCUCCGUGUAGAGACCGAAACGUAAUAACAUAUUGUUACACAUGCAAAGGCAAAAUAAGAAAAUAUGAACUUAAGUCAACAAGAAACUUUACGCCACAUAAUCAUUCCACUCCUAACAAGGAGAUUAAAAUAGAAAAAGAUGAAACAUAUGCAAAUGAACAAGAAGAACAUGCUAUUGAUAAAAAUACACCUCAAACAGUUCGUUCAUUCAACAACACCUUACAAGACUUAGAGUCCACAAAUGUGGACAAUAAACAACGCAUUCCUUCCAUAUCCCAACAAAUUGAUUCCAGCUUUAGACAAAAAUAUACCUCUUAUGAAAUGGAUCCUAAUGAUGAUAGUCGGCGUAGACUUAGAAAAAGUUUGAGGGGUUUCGGAUGUAUCGUUAAUUUUGCUUCGACUGAUAGCUCUCUAAAGAAGAGAACGCAAAUACAAGCCUGCUCAAUAAGUGUGAUGAUUGUAGCGAUCGUAAUAAUAAGUUUUAUUUUGGUCAAUUUUGCAAGCCCUAAUUUUAAAGGUAUGACCAACAAAAUUAGUACAACUGUAGUGCCAACAAAGAAUAAAGUCAAUGAAACAACGUCUAAUACAAUAAAUACACAUUUAGAGGUUCCAUCAAGAACAGAAUUAAAUGUAAGUAGUGUAGAUUUCAUGAGUACAGAAUCCAGUCGCACUUAUAAUACAGAGAAUUCUACAUCAGUUAGUGCUAUCUCUAAAAUUCGUAAGAAUAUAGGAACAUACCCAAAACUUUCAAGUAAGACAGAUGAAAGUGAAAAGCCUAAAGACGUGAAUAACAGAGAUUUAUCUCAAAGAUUUUGUACGUGCCAAAAAAACGAAAUCUGCAUGUUAGACGAGAACAGUGGCACUUCGUUAUGUAGAAAGCCAACGGAUGACGAUGAUCCAACUGGUUGUGGAGGGCUGUGCGCCCUAGAGACUGAAGCUUGUCAACUAGUAGAUAAAGCGCGAGGAGUGCGCGUGUGCCGGUUGCUGACACUUGUGACGUGUUCCCCCGACGAAUGGAGAUGUCGUAAUGGACUCUGUGUUCCCGCGGAUGCCCGCUGUAAUGGCUCUAUACAAUGCUACGACCGUUCUGAUGAAAUGUAUUGUGAGUGCGAUUUAACGAAGCAGUUUCGUUGCGGCCAUUCCAUAUCUUGCUUUUCACACACAAAGCUAUGCGACGGUAUUAUUGAUUGCUGGGAUGGUUACGACGAAGUCAAUUGCACGACUGAAUGUCCCGCUGACCAAUUCACAUGCACUGAUGGCCAGUGUAUAAUGGCUUCAAGAUUCUGCGACGGUCUAGCAGACUGCGCAGAUGGAAGCGACGAACCAGAUGGCUGUGGCGGGAAUUGUGGAGCACAUGAAAUACGCUGCAAGAACCAACGUUGUGUACCCCGCACCGUGCAUUGCGACGGCUACGACAACUGUGGCGAUCUCACCGACGAGAUGCAAUGUUCUAAAUAAUAAAAGUAGGAAAAACUACGAGCGGGAAAAUUAUUUUUAUUUAUUUGUAUUGUACCUUUUAAGUAGGUAAUCGUCCUUGAGACCACAACGUAUGCUUUCGAACCAAAGACUAUAACUGAAAUCCUCAUGGGCAGCCACAAUGUGUUUUCAUUCCUAGAAAUAAAAUUAUUUUUUUAGUAUAA